AUUGGUUUGGUACUUUAAACCUCAAACCCUAAUUUUUUUUAACCUGAAUCGCUUCGUUUCCGAUCGGAGGAAGUAUUUGGCGAUGCCGGUAGGCUUGGAAGAUGAGGAGGCGGGUUCACUGGCUCCGCCGACUAGAGCUAGGCACAUUGGAAAGAGAGCUCUUAGGAAUAAAAGCGUCACCGUCUCUUUUGACGAGAAAGAUCUCAGGGAUUUUGUGACUGGUUUUCACAAGAGGAAGAAGAAAAGAAGAAAGGAAGCCCAGAAGCAGCAGGAGGAAUCUAUGAGGCGGAAGCGCAUUGAGGCUCGUAAGAAGAGGAAAUUGGAAGAGCUUAUGGUCGCGGGUCAUGGUGAGGAUAAUGAAGAUGGGCAAGCUGAAGAGGAUGCAGAGAUUGAAGAAGAAGAAGAAGAAGAAGAGCCUGAUGCUUCAACUUCUGGAACGACGAUGUAUGAUACAAGGGAGCUGAAAGUAACGGUGACAACAAGCGAGAUAUCUCGUGAAGAGGAUGAGCCUGUUCGCAAGGAGAAGACCCAAUCAACAGAAUUGGGUUCCACGGCCAAAGCUUCCACAAAACAGCCCCUGCCUGUGAGGAAAAGCAAACCCUCGAAGCAGAACCGGAAGCACAGGUCAAGCACCAAAACUAUGAAGAAAAGAGAUAAGAAGAAACAAGCAAGAGGAAUCAGGACUUCGCGGUAGCUAUAGAGAUCUGUGUUCUGUUCUCCAAAGCGAUACGAUGCAUUUUGGAGCUUAUGAUGGUUGGAGACUAGAAGAGAGAAGAUUUUACAGUGGAGAAACGAAAGAAAACAAAAAAAAAAACAUUUUGUUUAAGGUAAAUUAGUUAAUUCACGUCUUCAAGACAAUGUUUGAAGACAAUGUCUCUCGAAUGUGGUUUGUUUUAAUUUUUAUAUAUCUUCUAUUUCUCCAUAUA
Messenger RNA from Eutrema salsugineum, 926 nucleotides. Its product is annotated as ribosomal RNA-processing protein 17. Bases 83 to 694 code for a protein of 203 amino acids. The transcript is spliced from 4 exons. The record is from RefSeq and is a predicted model, not a curated record. NCBI's taxonomy places the organism in Eukaryota, Viridiplantae, Streptophyta, Magnoliopsida, Brassicales, Brassicaceae. Gene Ontology annotation, molecular function: RNA binding. Gene Ontology annotation, cellular component: nucleolus.